This is a messenger RNA of Thelazia callipaeda (thelaziosis nematode), 1986 nucleotides long. NCBI's taxonomy places the organism in Eukaryota, Metazoa, Nematoda, Chromadorea, Rhabditida, Thelaziidae. The record is from the annotation of a GenBank genome assembly.
AGAUAUUCAGCACCGGGAGCAGUACAGAACCAACCACCUGCUGGUUCGAUGAAUUCCUGUUAUCAAGCGCCAUCUGGACACGAUAUGUGCUCACCCCAGCUGAUGUCUCCAAAUCAAACUUCAGUUCCAGGUGCAGUUUCACAGGCUCCUGCUAAUGGUUUGCCACCUCCUGGAGUGAAUAACAUCCCUCUGCAACGGAAUAUCGCUAAUAGUAACUUUGUUUAUUGUGAAUCUAUUUUGUUUUUAGUGGAAAUGCAACCAAAUACAGCUCCUUCUGUGAAUUCUCAACACAUUCGUUUGGUGCAGCAAACUUCUUUUUUCUAUGGACAUGAUCCAAGCGUUGCUGGAAAUUUGCAAUCAGAUAUGUGUUUGGUGGGUUGUUUUUUCGUAGUCAUUGAACAUGAAGAAGUAUUAUUGGAUCGUUUGGAUGUAAUGGAUGUCAGUGCCACAGUUCGAUUACAUGGUGGAGAAAUUGAAUUUGGUACACGAGCCUAUAAUAACGUGAACAGUGAAAGGGUAACCCAUGUCAUCUGUGAAUCAAUGCGACAUCAAUUAGUUCAGCAGGCAUUUAAGAAAGGCAAACGGUGUGUAACACUGCACUGGUUGAAUGAUGUUAUUAGCAAAAAACAUCUCGAAGCACCCUGGUGUGCUUAUCAUCUGCCAACUUUUUGGACAGAUAAUCACAGACCAGCCUAUGGCAAAAUAAUAUGUGUUAAUGGUUUUGAUGAGGAUGAAAUACCAAACAUUAAGAUGAUGAUUAUUGCCAUAGGAGCUCGUUAUACUCCUCAUUUCACCGCUCACAACAAUUAUAUGAUCUCAAAAACAUACGACACCGAAAAAUUUGAGGAAUGUCGUGAAAUGGACAUAGUAAUUGUUACAUAUCAGUGGCUGGUUGAUUUAUAUUUGGGUGUUAAAAAUUCAGUAAGUGAUGAUGAAAAUUAUCGGCCUGUCCCUGGUAUGGUCACAGAUAUCAACAUCACACCUUAUAAGCUGGAGCUUGUUUCAGAACUUUGCAAACAAUUGUUAUAUGCAUGGAAAGUGCCCAUUUUAUUUACAAAUGAGCAGUGGCAGCGAGCUCUUGAAGUUAAAAAAAGUGUUAGCAGUGAUGAAAACAUUUUUCCAACUAUGCGAUUGCGUAUGACUACUCCUCCUCCCACCAACGAAGAAAUCGAAGCGCAUUUGUCUAAAAUUGGUCCAGUGACAGAUGAUCUUCCUGUAGUAUGUUUCACAGGUUUUCCUCUUGAAGAGGAAGAUUGCUUGGCUAGGAAAGUACGUUUUCUUGGCGCAAAAGUUACUCAGAAUGUAUCUGAAUGCACGCAUCUUGUAGUACUCAAUUUGUGGCGUACAUUCGAACUUUUAGUUGGAGUAGCAUUAGGCAAAAAUAUUGUUGGCUUUAACUGGGUGAAUGACGGAUAUCGAUAUCGUUAUUUCCCUGAUACUUAUGAUUACUUUGCACGUGAUGAGGACAGCGAGAAAGUAUUUGGUUACAAUCUGAAAUAUAGCGUUUUAAGAGCACGUCACAGGAAAGCAUUUCAGGGUGCAACGUUCUAUCUGACUCCAACUGUUGAGCCUUCUCGAGAACAGCUGUCGACUCUCAUUGAAUGUGCAGGAGGUGUUGUUCUAAAAGAAUUGCCAGAACCUCAAUAUGUGAUACGGUGUAUUGAAACAGAAUCGUUGCUGCUUUUAAUCAGUAAUGAAAGUGACGUGCAUUUGUUACAGUACUUAACUGAUGCUGGAUUGCCUGUUUUCAACGCAGAAAUAAUUCUGACGGGUGUUUUGCGUCAGAAACUAGAAAAUUCGUCUCUUUAUCGCAUAACACCUAGCCGACCUCCACUGUCGUCAUCACAGCCUCAACCGGCCAAAGGUGCAGAAAACCCUGCUAGUCAUCGCGUAGCUUCUAAUCGACAACCAUUACAACCACUGUCAGCACAAGCGCAGACAACCAGAAGUGCUCAACACAAUGUUUCUCAUCGGGUCAAUUCAUAG